This is a messenger RNA of Chinchilla lanigera (long-tailed chinchilla), 948 nucleotides long. Its product is annotated as olfactory receptor 6K3-like. The record is from RefSeq and is a predicted model, not a curated record. The coding region runs from base 1 to 948 and encodes 315 amino acids. Gene Ontology annotation, biological process: G protein-coupled receptor signaling pathway. Gene Ontology annotation, molecular function: G protein-coupled receptor activity; olfactory receptor activity. Gene Ontology annotation, cellular component: membrane. NCBI's taxonomy places the organism in Eukaryota, Metazoa, Chordata, Mammalia, Rodentia, Chinchillidae. The transcript has a single exon.
AUGGGUCAGGAGAAUCAGACAACUGUGACUGAAUUUUAUUUCUCUGAUUUCCCUCCAUUUGAGAACAGCAGCCUCUUACUGUUCAUUGCUCUGCUCUUUAUUUAUAUUUUCAUUAUUGUUGGAAAUUUCAUGAUCUUCUUUGCUGUCCGGUUGGACACUCGUCUCCAUAAUCCCAUGUACAAUUUCAUCAGCAUCUUCUCUUUCCUGGAGAUUUGGUACACCACAGUGACUAUUCCCAAAAUGCUCUCCAACCUGGUCAGUGAACAGAAGAGCAUCUCUUUCAUUAGUUGCCUCCUGCAGAUGUAUUUUUUCCACUCACUUGGAGUCACAGAAGCGCUGAUCCUCACAGUGAUGGCCAUUGACAGAUAUGUUGCCAUCUGCAAUCCUCUUCGCUAUGCAAUCAUUAUGACUCCUCGGCUGUGCAUCCAGCUGUCCACUGGCUCUUGCAUUUUUGGCUUCCUUAUGCUAUUGCCAGAGAUUGUAUGGAUUUCUACUCUUCCUUUCUGUGGCCCCAACGAAAUCCAUCAGCUCUUUUGUGACUUUGAACCUGUGCUGCACUUGGCCUGCACAGACACUUCCAUGAUUCUGGUUGAAGAUGUGAUCCAUGCUGUCUCCAUCCUGACCUCUGUUUCUAUCAUCAGCCUUUCCUACUUAAGAAUCAUCACAGUGAUUCUGCGGAUUCCCUCAGGUGAGAGCCGUCAGAAAGCAUUCUCCACUUGUGCAGCCCACAUUAUCAUUUUCUUGUUAUUUUUUGGAAGUGUGGCACUCAUGUACCUCCACUUCUCUGUUACGUUUCCCCCAUUGCUGGACAAGGCCAUUGCACUGAUAUUUGCUGUCCUUGCCCCACUUUUCAACCCAAUAAUCUAUAGUCUACGGAAUAAAGACAUGAAGGAUGCCAUCAAAAAGAUCUUCUGUUCUCAAAAAAUGUUUAAUGUCUCUGGGAGUUAA